Messenger RNA from Camelina sativa (false flax), 1222 nucleotides. The record is from RefSeq and is a predicted model, not a curated record. NCBI's taxonomy places the organism in Eukaryota, Viridiplantae, Streptophyta, Magnoliopsida, Brassicales, Brassicaceae.
UUCAUAUACCAAAUUAAAAAUAACAUUUUAAAUCUUUCUGACAAAAACAAUGGGAAGACCAAAACCAGAGGACUCAAUUCGACAUUUCAGUCAUCCACAUCCAUUGUUCAACUCAUCUCUUAUUCCUCAAGACCAAUCUUCUUCUUCUUUUUGUUGCGUGUUUUGCAAGCUAAAAUUCUUAAAUCUUCCAUCGUAUUCAUGCAAGCCUUGCAAUUACCACAUCCACCUAAAAUGUUCCGAAUUACCUCAAAAAAUCAGACACCCUUUCGACAAAAACCAUCUCCUCUCUCUGAUCCCUUCUCCCAAAUACCAAGAAGGACGAUUCCGCUGCGAUGCAUGCGGAAAAGAGGGUGACGGCUUCGCUUACCACUGCGGAGACUGCGGAAUCGAUCUUCACACGGUUUGUGCUAACAUGCCUUCUCGAGUCACCCACCAAUCUCACCCUCACCACCAACUUUCUUUAACGUUUUCCGUGCCACCGGGGGGACCAGGAUCCGUUACGGCAUCUAGCUUCCGCUGUUGCAUUUGCCGUGGUCUAGGGUCUAACUCGUGGCUCUAUAGCUGCAGAGAGUGUGGUGGAUUCGAUGCUCAUUUGUUGUGCGCUAGAAGAAAAUUAGCUGCUACUACAAAUUUGGUCCAGCAUGUUGAACAAAUCAUAGGACUCGUAGUUGUCGGCACCACCAAAGGAUACGGUUUAUUAUUAAUAACCGGACUAGAAACAUUAACAAUCUUGUAAGUUGUAACCAAUACACCUUUUGUUAAUGUUUCUAGUCCGGUUAUUAAUAAUAAACCGUAUCCUUUGGUGGUGCCGACAACUACGAGUCCUAUGAUUAGAUCGAUGAUUAAUGAGAUGAUUAAUAAUCUUGUAACCAAUACACCGCAAAAUCCAAGCCAGGUCUCUCAGCUUCAUGAAUUGCUCGGACCAUUGGGAAUGGGCAGUGGCGGACCAAUUGAUGGACCCGGUUCAUCUUCGUCUUCUGGUUUUCUCGGUUUUGAUCCGUCGGUUUUCACAUCAGUUGACCCGUCGGUGUUUGCUGGAUUUGACCCUUCUUUGCUUUCUACUUUAUUCUCCGGACUUGAUUUCUUCUCCUAAUUAAUGUUUUCGAACAUGCAGAUCUCUAUAACUUUUGAUCUAUUUUAUUCAUUAGUAUACUAAAUGUUAUUGCGUUUUGGUGAUGUAUUUGAACAAUUCAAAUAAAUGGAAAAUGGUUUCAUAUAUACU